CCCCUCGGCAUUUCCCGGCCCCCACAUCCGGCUAUUGUACCCCCCCAUCCGGAGCCGGAUCCAGCCCCGGUGCUGGCAGGGAGGAACCGGGAUUCGGGGAGGAAACGGGAAGGCUGGCCAGGGCCGGCAUGGCGGGCGGCUGGGAGACAGCGCUGGGCCUGGGGCUCUGCCUCGCUGCCCUGCACCAUGGAGGUGAGUGCAGCCCAUGGGGGCCAAAAUCCACUUACCUCUGCCCCCUUCCCCACCCCGGAUCUGAGACCGUGCCCACUUGGGGCACCUAUUGGCAUCCCCCCACCUCCUUGUCACCCGACAGGCUGCCGCCUUCCCAGCAUGGCCACAGCGCUCCAAAUGUCACCUGUGCUGCAGGACAACUUCCGCCUGCAGCCGGGUGAUUUGGUGAUCACAGCGGGGCAAGUACUGGAGCUGCACUGUGUCCCCCCCUUGGGGUACCCUGAACCCUACAUUACCUGGAAGAAGGACGGGGUGACCCUGGACUUGGUAGGUGGCAGGUACGUGGUCACCAAGGGGAAGUUGCAGGUGGCAUCGGCACAACGGAGCGACUCCGGUCUCUACAUCUGCGUGGCGGCCAACGCGGCGGGCAAGAGGGAGAGCCGGGGUGCCCGCGUCUCUGUGCUGGAGAAGCCGAGCAUUGUGCGGCACCCAAGCGACGCCGUGGCGGUGGCUGGCAGCACCGUGGAGCUGGGUUGCAGCGCCCGAGGUGACCCAGCGCCACAGGUGCAGUGGCACAAGGAGCAUGGAGACCUGCCCGGGGGCAGGUACGAUGUAGACCGGGAGCACACUCUGCGCCUCUACGCCGUGACGUCCACUGAUGCCGGCGCGUACGUGUGUACAGCACAGAGCCAGCUGGGCACUGCCGCCGCCACCACCUUCCUCCACGUCAGGGAGGACCGGCUGGCAACGAGCCAGCAGGUGGCUGCACAACGGGACCUGCUGGCUGUGCGGCUGCACCUGGACAACGGCACUGCACUGCCCACUGCCGCCGUGCAGCUCCGCUGGCAGAUGCUGAUGCCGGUGCCAGUGCCUGUGGGCUACAUGGUGCUGUACCGCAGCCUGCUCCCGGUCACCACCUCCUGGAUCCAGCACGACGCGGGCAGGGAGCUCAGCGCCGUCAUCCCUGCGCUCCGCAGGGGCUACAAGUACGAGUUCAAGGUCCGACCCUACACUGGAGGGACCCAGGGCUCAGACAGUAACAGCAGGCACCUCUGGAUACCUGAGGAAGUGCCUAGUGCAGCACCCCAGCGUGUCACCAUCCAGGCUGAGACAGGGAACGGCACCGUGGUCGUGAGCUGGGAGCCACCUCCUCCUGAAGCCCACAACGGCGUCAUCCGGGGAUACCAGGUCUGGUCGAUGGGUGAGGGCUGGCAGCGUCCCACCAACAGGACAGUAGAUGGAGCCACCCGCCACCUGGAAACCCUCCUCCCACAGCCUGGGGCCGAAUUCUGUGUCCAGGUGGCAGCUUUCAACAGCGCAGGGCUGGGGGUUCCCAGCAAUGCCACGUGUGGAGUCCUGGGGCUGACAGCAGGGAGCAGCAGGGUGGUCCAGGCACUGCGGCAGCCUGCUGUCAUUGCAGCCGCUGGUUCCAUGCUCUGGUUGGCCUUACUCGCCCUCCUCCUCCUCCUCUGCCAGCGCCGUGCCAGCCAGGAAGCCGCAGCUCGCCACAGGCUGAUGGCUGGUGACUCGCCAUGGCUUGGUGGUCCCUGGAAACCCAGCUGUGCCCCUCGAAACCUCAGCAGCAGCAGCAGCCUCAGCAGCCGACUCCUGGGCAGUGAUGGCAGGGACCCCCACCCCUCCACCCUCUCCUUGGAGCCGUCGAGCCUUGGCCCCCCCACGCCCCCUAUCCACAGCAGCCUCCGUGGGGGACACCCACCCCCGCUCAGGGACAUGGGGUGCUGCAGUGGGGGACACCCCGGGGUGCAUUCCUCACCCAGCACCCCAAACCCAGCACCCUGGGAGCGUGUUCGCAAGAGAGAGCUGCAUCAAGUACACAGCACCCCGCUGCUCGUAGCUGGCCCCAGCCACAUCCCUGUUACUGCCAGUGGAGGCGAGUGGGGGACAGAUUUUGGGUUGGCAGCCAGGCAGCCUCAGCAAAGGGGACAUGAAGGUGACAUGAUGGACAGCAGAGACCCACGGCUACCCAUCUUCAGCUCUCCAAAGCCACGUCGGGGCAGCACUUCACUGGCCUCCGGUGUAACCUGGUCACCAAUGACACCCCCGAGACCACCCCAUGCCUGGCACCCGCCAGUGACAAGGUGCCCGGCCUCUGUGUGCCCCAGGGACACAUCUUCAGUCAUGCAACGCCCCAGGGACACAUCCCCAACCACUGAGAGCCCCAAGGGUGUGUCACCAGCCACCAGGAACCCUAGGGACAUGUCCUUGGUCACUGAGCACCCCAAGGACAUGUUCCUGGACAGCAGGUAUCCUAAGGAUGUGUCCUCAGUCACCAGGAGCCCCAGGGACAUGUCACCAGCCACCAGGCACCACAAGGAUCCAUCACCAGCAGCCAAGAACCAGAGGGACACAGUCUUGGCAGCCAGGCACCCUGAGGACACCUCCCUGGUCACCAGGUGCCCCAGAGACCCAUUACCAGUGGCCAAGUGCCAGAGGGACAUCUCACUGUCCACCAGGCACCCCACAGACAUGUCCCCAGCCAGCAGGCACCCUAAGGACACAUUCCCAGGCACGAGGCUCCCCCAGGAGAUGUCCCCAGGCACGAGGCUCCUCAAGGAGAUGUCACCAGCCACCAGGCACUGCAGGGACAAGUUCCUGGCCUCCAGCAGGCUCCCUGAAAACAUGUCACCAGCCUUGAGGCGUCCCAACGACACACUGCCAGCCACUGAGCACUCCAGGGACACAUCCCCACUCACCAGGCUGCCUGAGAAGAUGUCACCAGUCUCUGAGCACCACAGGGACAAGUUCUUGGGCACCAGCAGGUACCCUGAAAACAUGUCACCAGCCUUGAGGCAUCCCAAGGACACAUCUCCAGGCACCAGGCACCCUAGGGACACAUCUCCAGCUACCAGGCAUCCCAGGGACACAUCUCCAGCCACCAGGCACCCUAGAGACACAUCUCCAGCCCCCAGGCACCCCAGGGACACAUCUCCAGCCCCCAGGCACCCCAGGGACACAUCUCCAGCCACCAGGCAUCCUGAAGAGGUGUCUCCAGUCACUGGUCACCAGAAGGACACGUUCUUGGGCACCAGGUACCCCAAGGACACAUCCCUGGCCACCGGGCGUCUCUCGCCAGCAUUCAGUGAUGGGGUCCUCACACAACAGCAGGUGGCCGAGGUGCUGGAGAUGGACCAGGACACUACCUGCUGCAGACCCCCAGCACCGACCACACCGCGGUCCUUCUCACCCCUGCACACCUACGGCUACAUCUAUGGGCCACCAGCCUCCGAGCUAGGCGAGGAGGAGGAGGAGGAGGAAGAAGAGGAGGAGGAGGAAGAGCGUACAGCAACGAGGGGCUCGCCAGGAGGGUCACUGCUGAACGGCUGGGGGUCUGUCUCAGAGGACAACUUUGCCAGCACCCGCUGCAGCCUGGUGAGCUCCUGUGACAGCUCCUUCCUCCUGGAUGCCAGCUUUGCCCGGGCGCUGGCCGUGGCUGUCGAUGGCCUCUGCUGCAGCCUUGAGGACACCGAUGGGACCUACGGGGGUCCCUCCCCACCACCAUCACCCUUGGAGCAGGUCUUCCCACCUGGAGUCCACACUUCCACCUGGGACUGGUGGACAGCGCUGGAGGUGCCACAGAGGACCAGGACAGAGGCAACCAUGAACAGUAGCUCACAGACUGGUGGCAGGGAUUGGCAGUCCUUGGGCCAGGGAAGGUGCUGAGCUGGGGACACGAGGGACAGGAGCAUGGCACGACGCAGCAAGGCCGGAGUCCCCUUGGCUCAGUUAAAAUCCAGCUUUAUUAGGCAGUUCCCCAAACAGGGGCUCUUUACUAGGAAAAGCCACCCACAAAGGGCGGGUGGCACCGAGGUGGGUGGGUGUCCCUCCUUAUUCAGCAUUCUUGUCCUUCCCAAGUGUCCUCCUCCUUCCACAGUGUCCCCAUCCCUCCUCAGUAUCCCCACUCCUUCCCAAACCCCUCAUUCCUCCCCAGCAUCUCCAUCCUCCCCGAGAGUCUGCUUCCCUCAAAGUGUCCUUGUCCUUCCUCAGUGUCUCAGUGUCCUCCUUCUUCUCCAGCAUCCUUAUGCUCCCUAUCCUUCUCCAGCCCAAGCACUGUUGUCCACCCAGUGUCCUUGUCUUUUCCUAGGGUUGUUGACCCCCUGACCAUUCCCAUUCUUGCUGACUAUUCCCAUUCCUUCCAACUGUCCAUGUCCUUUCUGAUAAUUCUUGCCCUUCCUCAGCAUCCUUGUCCCACCUUGUCCCUCCUUGUCUCUCCCAAGUGUUCUAAUCCUUCCCAAGCCACCUGAGUGGCCUUGUGCUCCCUGUAAAUGUCCCUGUCCCUCCUAAUCAUCCACAUUCUCAGGCUUUUCAGCCCUCCUGAGUAUCCUCAUCCUUCAUCAGUUGUUUUGUCCACAGUGCCAAGUGUCCUUGUCCUUUCCCACUGUCCUCAUCCCCCUGUAACCAUCCUGCUUGUCCCUUACUACUGUCCUUGUCCUUCCAAGAAAUCUUGUUUUUCCCAAAAGUCCUCUUCCCCCAGCAAUCCUCAAUCCCCUGGAAAUCCUUGUCCUUCCUCCAUGUUCUCCAGGCAUCCCCAGCCUUCUUUGUCGCUCACCAGCACCUUCAUCCAUCCACUGUGUUCUUGUCCCCUCCAUGUAAUCUUGUCCCCCACCAAGUGUCCCCUUCCCUUUCAAUCUCCUCAUUCCUUCCAGACGUCCUUUCCCAGUAUCCUUCUUCCUCCCAGCUGUCCAGGAUCCUCGCCCCACUGAAGCAUCCUCCUCACCCCUCCCCAGCGCCCUCAUCCCUCUCUGCUCAUCUGUCCCAACUGUUUCUAUCCCCAGGGUUCAUGUCCUUCCCUGAGCAUCUUCCUUGUCCCUCCCCAGGGUCCUCAUUCCUUGUGAAUUCCUUGCCCCACCCCAAGAAUCCCUGUCCCCCCUCACGCUGACGCCCACUGGCCGCGACCUCUGUGCAACCCUAUUUCCAUGGAGCGACUCCGAAAUUAAAGAUCAUCCCUCCGUGUC
Catharus ustulatus (Swainson's thrush) is the source of this 5144-nucleotide messenger RNA. RefSeq names its product roundabout guidance receptor 4 (gene ROBO4). Gene Ontology annotation, cellular component: neuronal cell body; axon; plasma membrane. Gene Ontology annotation, biological process: axon guidance; homophilic cell-cell adhesion; synapse organization. Gene Ontology annotation, molecular function: protein binding; axon guidance receptor activity. The transcript has 19 exons. NCBI's taxonomy places the organism in Eukaryota, Metazoa, Chordata, Aves, Passeriformes, Turdidae. The record is from RefSeq and is a predicted model, not a curated record. The coding region runs from base 187 to 3852 and encodes 1221 amino acids.